CCUCACUCUAACCCUAACUACUCUAAACCUCACACGUUCCACUGAAUCAUCGCUGCUAUCCAUUCCAAAUCUUUGAGGAAAAGGAUAAGUUUUAUGGUGGAAUGUCAUUGUACGAGAAUACUCUCCCGUUGGAGGACACAGUCGCCCUCGACAGCCCCAUUAGAGAAUACGGGCUGCAGAGUAUUGAUAUGAACACUCAGGUUUUGGAUGGAUGUGAAUCAGCUCAACAAUUGGGUGUUCAGAUGAAUGAUUCCUUUGAGAAAGGCAUAGCGCUUGAUAGUGAUGAUGAAGGGGAGAAUCGAUAUAAGGCUGGAAGUUCAGCGAAUGAGUGCUGUGGUGCAACUGGAAGGCUUUCUGGCAGGGGUGGUGGUAUAGUACUGCUGAGACGACAGCAGGCUCCAGCAGAUUAUUUCCGGAGGCUUAACAAGGUUAAGAAGCAUGUGUUAGGUCGUCUUGAUUCAGAUAUAAGUGGAAGGAGUGAUGAAGAAACUGCUGCUGAGAGGAUUGGUCCCAGGGUCUUCGCCAGUUCAUCAGAGCAAAAGCUAGUUCCAAUGAAACCAGUAAAUACAGAGGAAAAAUUACUCAAGGUAACGUUGUCCCCAAAAGAGUCCAAGUACAUGGAUGUGGGGAAGGAUACAAAUUAUGACAGUAAGCGCGCGGAGUUGAAUGCAUCUUCACAAGUUUCAGAGUCACGAGAUAAGGCCCUGCGGUUUGUAGAAAACUACCUUUCAGUUUGUGAUUUGGGCUCACAGAAACACAUCCCAAGUAGAAAGACAGACAUGAUUAAAUCACCUCCUUGUUUGAGAGUAAAAGGUGCUCAAAGCUUGGCUAGGAGACUAACUCUUGAAUCAACUGCUAGCAAGUUAGCAACUUUUGACUGGGCUGAUAAGCAUAUUGAUGAGACUGAGUACGCCUCACCAAGACUGGGUGAGGAUUCAGCCUUUGAAUAUAUAGGCGACAAACCCGGUUCCAUAACUGUUAAUCAAGAUUCUACCAAUGUUAAGUUGCAAAAUGAGAUCUCCAAUCUUCAGUCAGGAGAGAAGUUGCCUGAAAAUAUGUCAAUUCCAAAUAAUUUAGAUACAGUUUGGUUGAGCUCCCACGAGUCAGAAAAAGUAGGAUCAAAUCCUGGAAUGUUCAUUGCACCUGAUUCCAUGGAGUUGGAUGAGCAGCUUGAUGCUGAAAUAUCAAGGCAGAAUGCGGAGAAUGUGGAUCAAUUAAGGCUUACACCAGAUGAGUUAUGCAUUGGUCUGGACACUCAAAUGGCUGCUGAAGCUAUGCAAGAAUUAGUACAUGCAAGUCCUCCAAGGGUUGAUGCUUGUGUCACUCAUCAAGGUUCGAACAACCCACUUUUGAACUCUUCUAAUGUGUUAAAUAAUGAGAGUAAAUCAAAUGGGGCCAGUGUCAAAGUGGCUUUUGUAGAUUGGAUAUGCAAAGAGAAACGCUCAAAAACUAUGAAAAAUUCUUUUUUCCACGACAGAACUUCAUGUAGGGUGGCUGCAAAACGAGAUAAGAACCAGCUGAAAACUGUUUCUCGACCUCGGGUACGCAAAAGUUUGACGACCAAGAAAUUGAUGUCUGAGGAGCUCUUCAAUGACAGUACAAAAAUGACAAUAAAUGGAAAAACUGCAGCACCUUCGAGAAUCACUCUGCAGCAAGAGGAAUAUGGAAUUGCUGAAAAAUGUAGCUUUAAAGAGUUUCAGAAACUUAAUCGUGCAUGUAGCAGGCGUCCAAAUGAGACUGCUGAUGCUAUCAAGUAUGACCCCCCUGCGAAAGGAAAAAAGAUAAGCAGUAGCUUUCGCAAAGGUUCACAAAAAAGAGAUGUAAGUCGGACCUGCCUGAAGUCAAAUUCUGGUUCAUCUCUUGAAGUGGUUACAGGCACUGCAAAAGACAAAGAAAACUCUUAUCCGGAUGUGGCUAAUACAACUCUCUCACGGUCAAACCCAUGGGUCUAUCCAAAGGGGAAAAGAACACGUGUGUUCACACCGCACCAUACAGUUAGCUUAAGAAACCAAAGUUUUGCAUUUUCCUCAUCUGAUAUUAAUCUGAAAAAGCUAGCUGUAGAGGAAACAGUAGGCAGGGUGGCAAAGCUUAUAGUCCAGAAGAGGCGGCAGAAAGUGUCAUUAGGGAGGGAACAUGCAGGAAGUUCUAUAAAGUUGGCUAUUGAUGUAAGUUCACCUGUUACUGAUAGUGCAGUUCCAGGGAGAGAAGUAAAGAUUCCUGUUGAAUCUGAUUCCAAUAAACCAGUAAAGCAUAAUGAAACUGCAAAUGAUGCCUUAGUUCACAUGAAAGUAGACUUAUUGUCAAAGGGGCAAUCAGCCAAAAGAAAACGAUUAUCAUUGAGCCCUCUUUCAAGAUCUCCCCUAAUGAAAGAGCUUACGAGAUUGGGUUACCCUGAUUCAAUGCCUGAUUUUCUGCCAAAAGAUUCAAGAAGAAGAAGAGCUACAGAGAAAGUUUGUGUUUUGUUCAGCCAGAACUUGGACACAAGCAAACUUAAGCAGCAGAAAAGGAUUGUAACACGAUUGGGAUUUUCAAUCGCAUCAUGUUCCUCUGAUGCAACACAUUUUGUAGCUGAUAGAUUUGUACGGACAAGGAAUAUGUUGGAAGCCAUUAGUCUUGGCAAACAUGUGGUGACACAUUUAUGGCUUGAGAGCUGCGAACAAGCUGGCUAUAAUGUUGACGAAAAGAGUUACAUCCUCAGAGAUGAGAAAAAGGAGAAAGAAUUUGGUUUCAACAUGCCUGUUACACUCAUGCGUGCCAGUAAGCAACCACUUUUGAAGGUGAUGCAUCAAUUACAUUUUGAAAGAAGCAUUACAGUGAAAAUGUGUGCUUUAUGA
Salvia splendens (bonfire salvia) is the source of this 2834-nucleotide messenger RNA. RefSeq lists its product as uncharacterized. The coding region runs from base 102 to 2834 and encodes 910 amino acids. The record is from RefSeq and is a predicted model, not a curated record. The transcript has 5 exons. NCBI's taxonomy places the organism in Eukaryota, Viridiplantae, Streptophyta, Magnoliopsida, Lamiales, Lamiaceae.